AUGGCGGCGCACCCGGGGGAAGACAGCUCUCUCCCGUUGACGGAGGCGUCCCCUGGCAGCCCGGGGCCCGGAGAGGAAGCGGGGUCCGAGGAGCUGCCCAUGGUGUUCCUGUGCGCUGGCUGCAAGCGGCCCGUAGGAGACACGCUCGGCUGGGAGUUCAACGACGAGGACACCAACUGCAUCUUGUUGAAGAGUGAGCGACGAGGCGCCCGCCCGCCCGCGCGGCUAAUCACCUGGGAAACGCUCUGCGCCCGCCCGCACCGCGGCUUUCCCUCGCGCGCUUCCUUCCCUCGCGCGCGCAAAUAUUCGCGCGCUCGUCCUCCCCCCCCCCCAUAAACCAGCAUUCAGUGGCUCCUCUCUUGGCUUUGUUCGCGCCCUUCUCGUGUGCUUUACGUAGGUCUGAGGACCCAAGUCUCCCUUCUUGAGGCGGUUUUAGGCUGCGCCAUCACUUGAAAUUAUCUGGGCGACUUGAGAGGGCAUUAAAGCAAAGGCAUUGCAAUAAAAGAAAGUGAAUAUGGUGAAGUUGCAGAAGGAACAGCAAAACACUUGAAAAGAGAGAACGGGGGAAAGAUUCUGCAGUGCUAACGUUGCCAUCCUAUAUUUGUGUGUGUGUCCAGUUAUUUUCAGUGGGGUUUUCGCCCAGGUAAAUGUGCUUAAACUUGCAGCCAAAGAUAAUUCAUGGGACUCAGUUCUAGUGCUAGUGACGUAUAUGCCACUUUUUAAUUUCCAAAGUGUUUUGGAAUAUGCAUUAUACCCUACUCCUUGCCACUUGGUUGACCAAAGCAUGUGGACAUUAUUGUGCCCCUUAGUUGGGACAGAGGUUUUUGCCAACCCACUUCAGUGUUUUCCCAUUCUGUGUUGGCGAUAAAUAGCAUAAUUGGGCUGGGAGUACUUAUGGGAGACUACUUUUCUACUGAUCUUACAUCUUUUGAUUUUCAGAUGUUACGCUCAAUGUUUCAGUGGACAAGGAACAAAAACUUUCAAGCCGAGCAGGCGAAUAUGGCUGGUAAGCGGUGAAAAUCCCAAAGUGAAACAGAUGUGUCUCACAAUAGAGCUUUAUGUAAAGAAGAAAGUCAAAAUAAAGGUUUGCCCUAAAAGUAUCCAUAUGGGCUAAUAGACAAUAUGUUUGGACUCCUUUUUAUUAGGAAGGGGAAUAGGAAGCCACUUUAGAGCAGGGUUUUUUUUGUUUUGUUUUUUGAAGCCAUCUGGUUUAAGCCUGUUACUCAUGCUGAAUCUUUGAGGACGUGUGGGAUGUAUAUCUUAUUAUGUUAGUGUUUUCAAGAUUUUUUAGGAGACAUUCCUUGGGAAGUGUGUGCAUACAUAAUAAAAAUACAUCGGUUAAUGAUCUUCAGUGCUUGCUACUGAGUUGUCACUUCUUAAAAUAUUUACAAGUGUUCCAAGAAAAGUUAUUUCCACACAGUUUUGAAUCUGUUUGAACAUUCAAGCUACACUGUUUGUGCUUACUGACUAAGACUAAAACUGGUUUAAGAGUUUGGUUCACAUCUGCUAACCAUCACUCUGAAUAGUUGUUUUGUUUUUUGCGCACUUGCAUGAAUGCAGUACAUGGGAAUUUGCACCUUUUUGACCAAGUCCUUAAAAAAGUCCUGGGAAAACCAUUUUUUAAAUAUUGCUUUCAGUCAGCUAAACAUACACAACUUGCACCCAAGAAGCACAAGAAGGUUCUGAUAGGAGUGGGUUUCCAACCCGCUUCAGGUUGAUCCCUCUGACACCUUUGGCUGUCCUGUCUAACAUGGAUGCCUGGCCUUGUUUAUCCCUCUGGAGACCAUAAACAAGGGGCCCCUGUACAAACCAAGACAUCUCAGCUUCCACCUUAUCUCUUAUCUCUCAAAUAGGCCCCAAGCUGGCUGUCUCCAGGGUGCCUGGCAUUGUAUUUCAAAGCAUCACAUAGUGUUACAUUUUGCCUGACUGCCUUUUCCCAGACUUGUUUGGUUGUUGUGUCUUCUUUAUCAUGAAGUUGCCUUCACAUGCACAGCUGCUUCUGACACCUGUGGUAAUCUCUUGGCCUUCCCUGUAAAGGAAGGUCACCCAUGCACAGUCACACUCUAGGCUGUCUUUGAUUUAUGAUCUAAUUAAGUUGAAGAGCAAAGGGGAGAACCGGAAAAAGGGUAUUAGGUUUUUCAAACCAGAUUAAUACAACAAAGUAUAUAAAAUAAUUCUGUCUGAAUAACUUUCAGAAUAAAUUCAUAUCUUGACUGCAUUGCCACAAAAUCCCUACUUGGCUGUGAAUACCAGUUGGUGAUUUUGGAGCCAGGCAUUAAGACACAGACCAACCUAGAGGAGUGUUGUGAAUCAUAGAAUUGUAGAGUUGGAAAGGGACCCUGAGGUUCAUUUACUCCAACCCUCUGCAAUGUAGGAAUCUCAACUAAAGCAUCCAUGACAGAUAGCCUUCCAACUUCUGCUUUAAAACUUCCAAUGAAGGAGAGUCUGCAACCUCCUGAGGGAGACCGUUCCACUGUUGGAACAGCUCUUACUGUCAGAAAGUUCUUCCUGAUGUUUAGUGACGAUAACUAGGAGUGGGCAGGAAAGCCAGGUAUGCUGCUAGAAGCUCCUCAGAAGGAGGACAGGAUAAAUCCUUUUUAUUUAAAAUAUAUGUAAAAAACAACUUUCCACUAAUUGUUUUAUGCCAUUUGUUUAAUUUGUACUGGAAGUGGUACAUUGCUGUGUUCCGAAUUACAACAUGAACAUGUUAAAAUGAUGUUACAAUUUUCUAAGUGAUGCUUUGCUUUACAGCAUGCUUGAAACCUUGUUUUGCACUGGGUGCAACAUGACCCUUGGAAGCAUUUACAGAUGCACUCCGAGACAUCUGGAUUAUAAACGAGAUUUAUUUUGCUUAAAUGUUGAUGCUCUUGAAAGGUAAGCAAAGCAAUAGUUCUGUUCGCCUUUCUUCUGAUGAUAAUUGAUUAUUUAAAUACUCUUAAAACGGGACAACUUCCUCAAUACUCCAGGUUAUUUCUGAUGUGCGUAAAGUUUUUUGCGGGGAGGGGAGGAACAGUAGCGCAAAUAUUUUUCUGUUACUCCAUGGAAGGAAAAAAUGAAUCAAAACUGGCCUUUGUUUUUGUUUGCAUUCAGCUAGGUAACAAUGAGGAAAACAUCGAAUUCUUCCUCUAUUUCCCCACUACCCCCCCCCCAAUCCUUUAAGUUUAACCAUUAUUCUGUGCAAUAAAUACCUGCCAUUUCCACAGAUGAGACUUCAUUGACAAUUGCUUGCAAGUAGCAUUUUCUAACACAGAGGUAAUAGUGCGCAUUGUGUUCUCUGAAACAUAUCCAAUUACCAUACUUUCCUUAGCAACCAUUGAAAAAUUAUCCUUGAAUGCGUGCUUGGGUAACUACAGAUAGAGGAUUGUGAUCUAACUGUGAUAGAGGAUUGUGAUCUCAUCUCUUCAUUCAGAUGUAUUUUGAAAAUUUUUUCAUUUAGGCUUGUCUUUACAACAUGCAUUUUCUUUUUAAAUCCAUCAGGAUUUAUUGAUCUCUUUGUUACUAUUUUUGGUAUGUUGUGUUCCACGUUGCUAUUUUUUAAUGAAAGUGCAGAUUAUAAAUUUGUAAAUAAAUAAUCUGCAUUGCUCAAAAUUCAAGUAUUAUGUAAUAAGUAUUGCAGUGCAUCAUUAAGUUAUUUUGGUGUUUUUCAAGAACUGACCAUUUUGUUCAAUUGGUAUUAAUUUUAGGCAUUGCACUUGUAAAGUUCUAAUUGCUAUCCUUUUUAAAUUAAUUAUUUAAUGCAUUGAUAUCUUAAGGGUAAUAUCUUUAGGGUGAAGUCUUCCUAAGGCUGCUAAGAAAAGUCAAUAAAAUAAAUAUAGAUGACUUGCAAGGUGUGUGGGGGUUACAUUUCAUGGAUUGUAUGUAAAGGCAAAAUGACACCUAGUCAGAGCGACCCCGGAAUAUCCCACACAAGCGUCCCUACCUUUCCAGAAGCUGGUGCGCCAAAUGGGUCAUUGCCCCCACAUGGUUAUUGGGUUCUGGCAGGCUGUUGUGCGGGCUCUGGAGGCUCUUGCAAGAUCUCAUAGGGACAUCCAAGAUCUUGUGAGAGCCUCCCAGACCAGAGCCUGGAAAUAAUUUUUAAGCUUUCUGCCUUGCGAGCAUUUAGUGUGAUUGCCACUGGCCAUCUGCCAAGCGCAUAAAGCUGCAAUCAUGCAAGUUAAAUGUGCACACAAGUUGUGAGUUAACUGUACACCAAAUACCAGUAUUAACAAAUUAUACCAGUAAAGUAAGGAUUAAAACAUGAAUCUAGCAUAAAACUAUCAAGGAAAUAUCAAGGAGAACAGAAAUGUUCUUAAUAUCCUAUUUAAAAUCACCUAUGAAAGUGCCAUGUGAGGAGAGGUGUUCAAAGAUACAGAGGUACCACUAAAAAUGCCCUGCUCCUGGUACCUACUAAUCUGAUGGUCCGUAAUCAGGGAUCAGGGAGCAAAGGCUCUGAGGCCUAUCUCAGGGCCUGUACAGGGCCAUAGAGUUGCAUAAGGUUGAGAAAGAUGUCAUUUCACUCUUCAUCCCCCUCCUGAAACCUGCCCCUCAUACAUUCUGUAAGACGUCUGUUCUGAGCUGGCUUGACCUUGAGGCUGAAGAGGAACAUUCCUGUUAGGGAUUGGGGAUGCACCAGAACAUGUUGCUGCAGAUCAUCACUUGUCAUACAUCUACCUGGAAUUUCAUCACCUGCCUUACGUACAUAGCCCUACAUUCUCAGGUGGACCUUCACCCAGGUAACCUGGCAGGCUCUACUUAUAAUGCAGGCUCUCAUUACUUAAAACAAAAUAGUGGGGAGGGGCCAACCCGUCUGUAAAUAAUGUGUGCAUUUUAAUUACAGUGGUACUUCGGGUUACAUACGCUUCAGGUUACAGACUCUGCUAACCCAGAAAUAGUACCUCGGGUUAAGAACUUUGCUUCAGGAUGAGAACAGAAAUUGUGCAGCAGCAGCGGGAGGCCCCAUUAAUUAAAGUGGUGCUUCAGGUUAAGAACAGUUUCAGGUUAAGAAUGGACCUUCAGAACGAAUUAAGUACGUAACCAGAGGUACCACUGUACUGAGUAUUACAGUCAUGACUGCUGUCACUGGUAAAUUAUUCUUCAGUUAAUAAAUGCUCACACUUUUAUUGGGUGAUUGUGAUGUUACUUAUAACUGUACAAUGUCCAAGUUAUACCCUAGGGUCCUCGGAACAAAAAGCUGAAAUUGAUGAAGAGCCUCUAACGCUUGAAAGUCGAGCUAGUUUAGAAGAGUCACUAGGAAGGGUAAGAUGUUUAUUUUAUGUUUUACUUUUUUCAGAUGUGAAAGAUGGUUUGAUGAUGGUUCCUUCUUAAAAUCCCUCUUCUUAAGAAACACAGUAAUCAUGUCAGUAGAACUUGUUAAGGGAAACGGGGGAGAAAGGAGACAUGAGAUUCUUUCUGUACUCCUAUAUGAGAAAAUAAUGGCUAUUUGCAACUGGGGAUGCAGUUAUCUUGAAAUAUGCAUGCAGCUGCUGAGUUCCCCAUGUAGUUCAAUGGCUGGAGAUCAAUGUGCAAAUGCAGCCCCAAACAGACAGAGCAUGCUGUCAUCCUCUGAUCAUGCCAGUCAACCAGAAGGUUGGUGGUUCAAGUCCACCCAGGGAUGGCUGUGGGCAGGAUUCCUGCAUUGCAAAGGGUUGGACUAGAUGACUCUUGCAGUCCGUUCCAGCUCUACGAUUCUAUGAUCUCUACCAUAUGGGGGAAGGUGACAUCCAUUCCUGUCUUCUGUGAUCCUACUCGAUGACAUAUUGAGGAGGCAGGAUGAGUGUCAGGUAUACUGGCUUGUAAUUCUAUUGUGGGCCCAUGAAUUUGGGACACAACUUAUAAUUAACAUAUAAUGUAAACUAAAAUGUUUCUCGCCCCGCCCCCCCUUACUUAACAGGCAGAAACGAUUUUGAAGGCAUUGGAGCAACGAUUAUCUGUAGUUGAAUCAAGUUUUGCAUCUCUUCACAACAUUGGCUGA
Messenger RNA from Podarcis lilfordi (Lilford's wall lizard), 5950 nucleotides. The record is from the annotation of a GenBank genome assembly. NCBI's taxonomy places the organism in Eukaryota, Metazoa, Chordata, Lepidosauria, Squamata, Lacertidae.